AUAUGGAAACUGAAUCCACAGAAAUACAAGAAGUCUCCAAGGUAGCAAUGAAAGAAAAGGCGAAAACCCAUGAGGAAAAACAAACCUCUGAGCCCACAAAAGAAAUAGAAACCCCCGAGCCCACAAAAGAAACUGAAACAAGAGAGAAAGACAAUAUUCCCCCAGACAUUAUAGUGCCCAGAGACAAAAUUACUAUUCUAGGCUAUGACUCACAUUCUAGCAAUCCCAAUACUAAUGAUAAGGAACGCCCGCAUACAGAUUUAUUAAGUAACCCUGCAGCCACCAUGAACCAUAUGGUCGAGGAUGACUUUAUCCUG
Messenger RNA from Dentiscutata heterogama, 317 nucleotides. Lineage: Eukaryota; Fungi; Glomeromycota; Glomeromycetes; Diversisporales; Gigasporaceae. The record is from the annotation of a GenBank genome assembly.